CUGGCAUCAGCACUGAAGACAGGUGCAAAUAUUCUGGAAUAACCAAACCGCAGGGAGUCUUGGUCAGAGUUGAGUUUCUGCGUAGAGUCUUCAUCGUCCUCAAUUGUUUUGGGAAAUAUGGCGAGCUGCCUGUACUACCUGCUGCCGGCGGUAGGGGGCUACGCGCUCACUUCACUCUACUUCCUGAGGAACCCGCAGAUUCUCCACAAGAUGAAGCAGACCGCUUUCCGCUGCACACACAUCUCUCACAGAGGAGGUUCUGGUGAAAGGAUCGAGAACACUAUAGAGGCCUUCACACAUGCUGUUGAAGUGGGCACAGAGAUGCUGGAGCUGGACUGUCACUUGACUAAAGAUGGUUUUGUGAUGGUUUCUCAUGAUGAAAACCUCCUGCGACAGACUGGACAAGACGUCUCCAUUUCCUCCCUAAACCUGGAGGACUUGCCUCCUUAUAAGGAGACACUCGAGGUCACCUUUAAAACAGGCCACUUCAGCACAGGAUCUGAUAGGAAAUUGGCACUAUUAGAGGAUGUUUUCCGCAAAUUUCCUCACACGGCUGUAAACAUUGAGGUGAAAGAGAAUAACAUCGUGCUGAUUGAAAAGAUAUCUGAGCUUGUGAAGCAAUACAACAGAGAAGGAAUCUCAGUUUGGGCCUCUGUUGACUCUACCAUCAUGGAAAACUGUCGCAAAAUAAACUCCUCCAUGCCCUAUAUGUUCUCUCAAAAGCGAGGUUUACAGCUGCUCCUGCUCUACUACACCGGCCUCCUGCCUUUUGUUCCUCUUGGAGAGAGUUUCCUGCAGUUCUAUUUCCCACCAAUCUUCAACAAAGCAUACAUACCUGACACAGAGAUUCUGAAAAGCAGACUGGUCAUCUUUUUAAUCGAAAGACUGACAAUGAGAAAAGCGCUGUUCAAGCACCUCAGAGAGCGAGGAAUUCAGAUUCAUCUGUUUGUUUGUAAUGAGGAACAAGACAUUGAUGCUGCAUUUGCCGCUGGAGCAACAGGAGUCAUGACUGACUAUCCCACCCUCUUAUCAAACUAUAUUAGAAGGCGCAAACAAGCCACGUGAUCAAACACAAACAAACCCUUGUACAGUUAAAUACAUGCUCUGUACUAGCGCUGUUUGUCUUUAAACAUGCAGCCAAGUUUAUUUUUAUGCCACUUUAUUAACGCUGGCAAUAAAUCAUAGCACUGCGGUCAGAUGAAAUUUGGUUUAAGGGAUUCUUCAUGGGACAAGUUAUGUGACUAGUAACACAAACAUAAUAAAAGUAUACUAUAUUCCACAA
Danio rerio (zebrafish) is the source of this 1282-nucleotide messenger RNA. It is a transcript of the gene gdpd3a, whose product is annotated as glycerophosphodiester phosphodiesterase domain containing 3a. Lineage: Eukaryota; Metazoa; Chordata; Actinopteri; Cypriniformes; Danionidae. Gene Ontology annotation, cellular component: cytoplasm; membrane. Gene Ontology annotation, biological process: signal transduction; glycerol metabolic process; lipid catabolic process. Gene Ontology annotation, molecular function: phosphatidylcholine lysophospholipase A1 activity; glycerophosphodiester phosphodiesterase activity; hydrolase activity. The record is from RefSeq and is marked provisional.